Messenger RNA from Zootoca vivipara (common lizard), 6344 nucleotides. RefSeq names its product regulating synaptic membrane exocytosis 4 (gene RIMS4). Gene Ontology annotation, cellular component: cytoskeleton of presynaptic active zone; presynaptic membrane. Gene Ontology annotation, molecular function: small GTPase binding; transmembrane transporter binding. The record is from RefSeq and is a predicted model, not a curated record. NCBI's taxonomy places the organism in Eukaryota, Metazoa, Chordata, Lepidosauria, Squamata, Lacertidae. Gene Ontology annotation, biological process: positive regulation of synaptic transmission; regulation of synaptic plasticity; calcium ion-regulated exocytosis of neurotransmitter.
CUUCAAUGGAGUUCACCUGGCAGCCGCUGGGCAGUUCAGCGAUUUCCUGGGUAGCAUGGGGCCUGCGCAGUUCGUGGGUCGCCAGACCUUGGCUACUACCUCCCUGGGUGAUGUGGAAAUUGGGUUACAGGAGCGAAAUGGACAAUUAGAAGUGGACAUCAUUCAAGCCCGAGGACUGACUCCAAAGCCUGGCUCCAAAACCCCGCCAGCUGCUUACAUCAAGGCCUACCUACUAGAAAAUGGGGUGUGCAUUGCAAAGAAAAAGACCAAAGUGGCUCGCAAGUCCUUAGAUCCGCUGUACAACCAAGUGUUACUUUUCCCAGAGAGUCCACAAGGCAAAGUACUGCAGGUGAUAGUCUGGGGAAACUACGGACGCAUGGAACGCAAACACUUCAUGGGAGUUGCCCGGGUUCUCCUGGAAGAACUCGAUUUGUCCACUUUGGCAGUUGGCUGGUAUAAGCUUUUCCCGACCUCGUCGAUGGUGGAUCCUGCUACUGCUCCACUCUUACGCCAAUCCUCGCAGCUUUCCUUGGAGAGCACAGUAGGACCUUGUUGUGACAGGUCUUAAUGGGCAAGGAAGUUCCAGGGGGACUGCUUCUGUUUUUAAAAUCAUGCUGUCAAGGUUUUGUUUGCCAGAACGCUGUCCUCAAGCGCAUUGCAUCUUUGAUCAGUCCUUGGAGGAACCUGAAGGUGAGGAUAGCCAAGUAACCUUGGACAGGAACCAAGAUGGAGGCCAAUGACCUUUCUCCAUCCAAGUAGAAAGAGCUGCAGGGCACAAGUCCUAAUUAUGAAAUGACACACACAGAGACACACACAAAAGACACACUUUUUCGUUUCCCUUUUUCCACAGUCAUCCAUGCACCCUUGCUUCAGAUCAGUGUAAAACCUUGAAAUGUUGCAGCAUCUUUUUUAAAAAUCGGGGAAGAUGUUUUCCUUCUUCUUAACGCUAUUUUACAAAUUGGGGGGAGAACUUUUAGAAAAUUCUUAAAUAUUCAAAAGCAAACAUCUGACCUAAAAGAAAACAGCAGUUUCAGGGAAACUUUGUGGGUUUUGUAAACUUUCCCCACCCCUUUUAAGGCAUGGGAAAGGGUGGGAGGAACUGCAGCUACUUCUUUAGAACAAGUUCCACAGUUCUGUUUGAUGUACAAACGCCGCUGUAUUUUUUACACUGUGCCAAAUUACCAGCAGUGUCUUCUACUAUAGGACUUAGGCCAACAGUACUGCUGACGCAUUUUUGUUGGAAGAACAAGAAAACACACUUUGGUUACACCAGUCGGUUCUAACGCAGAGUGCAUAGCAAGCCAAUUAGCUGGAAUGUUGCACAGAGAAUGUUGCUGAAUGCAAACUGGAAAUCUGGCAGAGAUACCUGCUAGCCCAUUGUUAGAUAUGAACAUUGCAAAACACACACACACACACCAUACCUUACCUCAGCUUUUGCUGUGCUAUCCCCCUGUUGUGUUUUUGCUUCCAUAACGCUAGUCAUGCUUUUGGGAUUUUUAGUGCAUAUCUGGUGACGUGCCACUUUCCUCUGGAACAGGAAUCAGUUUGAGGUAGCAAUACUUUCUUCCGCCGUUGCAAAUGAAAUGACAACAUAAAAAGUCUGCACAUUAAAAAAAGAGAGGCGGGAGUGAUCAUAAGAUGGAGUUCCGUUUGUCAUGCAGGAGAUUAUUAAACCCUGCGCUUAGAGAAAAAGGAGUGUUGCAUUCAUACAGCUGUAUUAAUACCCAAGUGGUGUGAGGCAACAUGGAAAACUCAGGAACAGAAGGCAGUUAAGGACUUGUUUAAGGGUGUUUUCACAAGUGACACUAAAAGCGCCUUUCAACCUCUUGCACGGUUUGGGUGCACAUAUGAAUGACCGCAAUGCACUUUUGAAUGAGUGUGAGGAGGAGAUUAAUGUUGGCAUUUGAACUUCCACGUGGCUUUUUGUGUGUAUGUGUCCGCCUGCCUGUAUAUAUGUGUGGAUGUUCAGAGUGGAUGUUCUCUACUCAAAAUGCAUUGUUUAUCCUCCAUCCACCAUUCUUAUUGCCACAAAGCUCUAUACAUUCCAGGUUCAGCAAGCAAGGGUGUGUCUUCUGCUCUACCAGGAGCGCUUAUUGGUAGUCAACAGAAGUCUUGCUUUUGAAGAAGUCUUGCUUUUUGAGUUAAAUGCGAUUCAGCUGGAGGGUUGAUACCGGCAUGAAACGAAAAGGUAGAGUUUCCGAGUCACUUGUGAAACUGACCUGGUGACUGCGUUUGGCUUUGUGGAUUGUUUUAUAAUGAACAAAAAAAUAAAUUAAAUAAAAGGUAAAUAUUUUAUGUUCGCCAAUAAAAAGAUAGCUAUAAUAGAUAGUAUAUAUAUGUGUGUGUAUAUAUAUUCUGCAUACAGCUAAGACGACAGCAGAUUGUCAACAGAGUCACCUUCAGUAGAGUAGGUUACCAGAUAGAGCAAUUGCACAAAUGAAGCAAAGUGAUUUACCUGCUCACAGCCAUGUCUGGAGGCUUUAGUUUAGAGAGUAAUUUUAGGAAGUAGGCCAAGAUUAGAUCUACCUUUUGUACAUUGCUAGGUGCUUUGUUUCUGUUCUCAUUUCUAUUGAAGAUUUAAUGAUUGCUAUCUCAAAUCUGUUUUCCUAUUAGGAUGUCAAGAGCUGAUUUUGCUCCACGGUUUCUGGUGCCAGGUCCCAUGUUAGCAUUUAUGAACCAUCUCAAAAUGGCUUCCUGGCCUGUUGUUACAUCACAGAGUGAUAGCAAGGUUUCUACGUGGACUUACGAACUAAGCAUGAUUAAAGCAUGACUUACUAUAGAAUGAAACAUAGACAGUCAUAUGUUAUAGGUAGCGUUUUUAACGGUUUGGGAAAUAACGACCAAAUGGCUAGAAAAGCAGUAGGCCCAGUAAUGAGCUCUGCUAGAAGUAACCUAAUAUAGAUAAUAGCAUAAGGAAACAUUGAGCAUAUUAAAAUCACAGAAGCUCCAGAGUUUCAGAUUGAUUAUCUUAAUUUUUUCUAUGCCUGUGGUUUCAAGUAUAAUUCUGUUUCCAAGUCAUAUUAAAGAUUUUCUGUGUAUUGGCUGAAGGGAGGUAGUUGCAUGCUGGUCAAAAUAUGUUGUGACUCUCCUUUCCCCCCAUUUAUUUAAAAACUGGCUUAACUAUAUUUCAGACUGAAUCCUCUUCAUAUUUGUGUAUAGUAGGUACUAGGCAAUAUUGUACAAUAUAUGUACGGACUAGAAUAGAUUGGGUUAGAUUUAGUGAUUGGUAGCCAUUGACUCUUUUAAUAACCUUGUCGUAAAAAGGACUAUGGAGAAAACAAAACACAUUCCAAAGCUGCGAACCGAAGAGCAGUCGUUGAUGCUUUAUCAAUUCAAAGAUUUUGCUUACGUUAUUUGAAGCUGUAAAUCAAAUCAGCCAUGUUUUGUAUGUAUCCUGCAGCACAUCUGUCAAUUCUUACCCAAAUGUUAAUAGGGGAAGUGGGAGCAAAAAUGCUGGAAACACAGUCUUGGCUUCCUAAUCUGUUGUUAACAGCACAACAGGCUUAACUCUAAAAUGUCUGGAGCUGCCUAUCUCUUGUUAACUCAAAUGUGAAUGGAUGUGUGAGUUGGGUUAAACUGAAGGACUCAGAACAGAGAGGCCCAUCACCAAGCUUAGAAAUAAUUUCCAGAGGACAUAAACAUCAAAAGGUUAAAAACAUUUUCAUGUUGAUUCUAUGUGGUAUACUACCCUUCAAUUAGCUGAUUCCCAGGAUAAUUAGCAAGAGCAUAAAUGGCAAUGAAAAACAGCUUUGAAAAGCAAUUCUUUUUUAAGCCCAGUAACGCCAGCAAUUAAAAGCAACAGAUUAAAAAUGUUAGAGGCGUGAGAGAAUACAAAAGGGUUUUGCUUAGCAAGAGGAUACUUAUUUCAAGCUAUUUCCUUUCUUCCCUCUUUGGUGCGACCCUUUGGAUCCUGGCAAAAAAAAGUUUCCGUAGGUACAGCAACUCUGAGCUAGGUACACAUGCAAUCCAGGUUUCCAUUUUUAGCAAGCCAGUCUGCAUUACUACAAAUGCAAGAUUACAAACGAUCUACAAAGACUGGAUUAGAAGGAACAAAUUUUACUCAGCAAUCGAAACUAGUCAAGAUGCCCCUGAGCAUACUUUGCCUGCUAGUCUCACACAGAACUGAUCACUCCUUAUGACCAUUUCUAAAUAACAUCAGUUCCUAUUUAUUUAUUUUAUGCAUCCAUUUCAAGUAUUUAUAUACCACUUUGCAUCAUAAAAGAUCACGAGGUGGUUUACAAAGAAAAAGCGAAAAAGAAAAGACAAACUAAACUCAGCAUGGAGAACAUCAGAAAUCCAUAAAUAAUGCAAUGUAUGAAACAUGAAACUUCAUCACAUAGAAUUCCACGGACUCUAUACACUUAUUCAAUAUCCACACCUUCUAACACACCUGUGCAUCAAUCAGAGCACACCUGUACACAUUCACCCACAUCCUCUGAUCAAUUGCAAAUCCCAAUAACCCCCCUGGGUAGGCUGCACUAUUACACUGGCAGUCUAAUGCCAGGAGACUAAAAUCACAUUACAAAGCCUAAAGGGCCCUUGUGGUCUUGUGUGCACCCUCUGGGUGCAUGCAUGCAGCGGCCUUGCUAGAUCCUGACUCACAAACGCAAACAGAAAUCUAAUACACAAACCUGCUUUUAGAGCACCUCACUUUCAGCCCGUAAUGAGCAACGUCCAGGUACGAUACAUUGCCAGUCUAAAGCUGUUCUUCUCGUUCUUGUGAGAGCCCUUAUUCUUGAGAGCAGCGGUGGGCAAACUCUUCUUCUUUCAAGGGCUGCACUCCCUCAGGGGUGACCAAUUGGGGACCACAUGACUGCAGUGGGCACAGCCGGAGACAAUAGUGUUCUGGAUUAACUAAUCUAGAACAAUGGCUGCCCUGUUUCAAUUUCACCAUGGCUACCUCGAAUUAGGAUUUCCAAUCCUUUGUAGAUCUACUCAGAAUUAAGCCCCGCUGGUUUUGAUAGGUUUUUAUACUUAUUCUUCUCAAAUAAGUAUAAAGAGGACUUUUAUUUUUCACUGAGGACAACAGACCCAAACAGUGACUGCAGGGCCAAGUGAAAGCGAUUCUUUUCUAAUUUUAAUGUGCUUAAAUCACGCACCAACCACAGAGGCAAGAAAGGGGAAGUGAUGAACAGGAAGGAAGGAACUCUGAUGAGGUGGAAGAAUGAGGCAGCUUCCGGGGGUGUCAGGGGCCACAGACUGGCUACCUGUGCUCUACAAAAGAGCAAAUAAGUUUUGCAUCCAAAUUAAGGGGCAGUUCUUCAGCAGACGCAGGUGCCCUGCUCCUGUGCACACCUUUCUACUAGGAUGUUGUUGAAAGCUGGCUCAGAAAUUCACAUGUGAUAAAGAGGUAAUUAGUAUCACUAGGCUUGGAUCAGCUCCUCCUGUGUAAAGCCCAGCCUGGAGUCUGUUUUCUUCUGCAUUAGAUCGGAUGAUACCUGGUUAUGAUCCUGAGAGCUCCACUACCCCUUUAGGUGCACAUACCAGAAUAUCUCCCUUACUCUCCCCACCACCCUUAGCUGUUUUUCAUGCUGAGUCAGAAGAUGUUUCUGAAGCCACUCAUAAGAAACUUACGGUGAAGCCUUUAUAAAUAAUAAUAAUAAUACUUUUUUAUGAAAAAAAGGCCCCAUAGGUCUAAGUUUCACUUUAUCAUUUUGGAUUUGUAAAGCAAGUGUUUGUAUUUUGAAACCUCAUCUCUUGCUGCCUUUUAAAAGUUUAAAAUAGACUUGCGUCUGACUGUAACUUUUAAUGAUUGACUUCUUUUAUGGGGAAGUAGAGGAAGAGUUAGGGGACCCAGGUGGCGCUGUGGGUUAAUGCACAGAGUCUAGGGCUUGCUGAUCAGAAGGUCAGCGGUUCGAAUCCCUGCAACGGGGUGAGCUCCUGUUGCUCGGUCCCAGCUCCUGCCAACCUAGCAGUUCGAAAGCACGUCAAAGUGCAAGUAGAUAAAUAGGGACCGCUCCGGCGGGAAGGUAAACGGCGUUUCCGUGUGCUGCUCUGGUUCGCCAGAAGCGGCUUUGUCAUGCUGGCCACAUGACCCGGAAGCUGUCUGCGGACAAACGCCGGCUCCCUCGGCCUAUAGAGCGAGAUGAGCGCCGCAACCCCAGAGUCGGACACGACUGGACCUGAUGGUCAGGGGCCCCUUUACCUUUACCUUUAGAGGAAGAGUUAGCGUGUGUCUGAGAGCUAAUUGUUACCUCUGUGGCUUGCCUGCUUGUUGUUAAGCUGAGGAGCGAAGGCUCAGCCUCUCUCCAUUUUAUAGCCUCUUCAAGCUCUUUGAAUUUUUGUUAAAAUGACUUGACAACUGCAUCAUAUCCACAUUGUGCACUGAAAGCACAUGGCUUCCC